Amoebophrya sp. A25 is the source of this 3439-nucleotide messenger RNA. The record is from the annotation of a GenBank genome assembly. NCBI's taxonomy places the organism in Eukaryota, Dinophyceae, Syndiniales, Amoebophryaceae.
UUUUCCUCUCUCUCACAGCUCUGUGCAGUGAAAAACCUGUUCUACUUCAAGUCCUGUCCUUGUAACUAGUUCCCCCCUGCUCCAUGUAAGUAGGAGCAUGUAGACAUAAAGAAAAUUAUGGCAUGUAGCCACUUUUUUGCCAAACCACUAUAGAUUUAAUUAGAUUCAUUGUUCGAUUCAUAGCAGAUUAAUAGAUCUAACAUUCACCAACUUAAUCAUAUAUUAGACUGAGUUCUUCAUAUGAAUCAAGUAGAGCAUCAACAUCUUCAUAGAUAUCCUUAUACUUAAGUCCUAAUUAUUAAGUCUUGAGACAGUACCUCGUGCUAGGUAAAUGAGUGAAUGAGUGAAUACUUCAUAUUUAUCUCUUACUUCCUCAUUCUAUAGUAGGCCCCAACCUAACCUAACCUAACUUCUAUAGUAGUACUACUUGUAGAGCUAGAGGACCACCAUCAAGUAGUUAAAAAGAAGAAAAAUGACUAGUUCUUGCGGAAACGACGAUCCUCUAGCGCCAGACGGUGAAUUCUCAUCGGGUGAUUACGACUGGGGUCAUCCCUUAGCGGAAGAAAUUUAUUUAUCUCUACGUGCAAUCACGGAUCCAGAGAAGCCUUACACCUUGGAGGAAUUAGAAGUGGUGUAUCCCGAAGUUAAGAAAUUCAAAAAAAAAACGAUAUGUAUUAUGAUAAGGCUUUUUCUCGCGAUACUUCUUGUCUAGAGUACGUAGAGGUAGACUUUGUCAUCAUAGAUGUAGAUCAUACUACUGUGUAUAACGGCUUUUUUCGUGAUAUUACUUAGACUAUAAGUAAAAAGAUUAGAAGAUUAGACGAAGAUUUGACGAUGUCAACAUCGUACUAGGUAUUCAUAUACUACUAGGCUCUACUUUUUCUUCUAUGCCUCUAAUUUUGGCAUUGUCGUAAUUUGUGAGGAUAAGACACGCAGACUGACUGUGAAGAAGACAAUAGCUGCUUCUGCUGCGUCUGCAUGUUGCGGAGGAGGAUCUUGCAAUAGUACCGAUGAUAUUGCCACUGCUACAUCAAAAGCAGGAGAUGAAAAUUCUCCUGCAGAAGUACCAGAAGAUGCAGCUCAUGUGGUCCCGGCCCCUGGAACAACUACGGUAGGUGGUAGCACCGGAAGCACCAGCAGUACCUUCACAUCUCCGAAAAGCAUUUUAUCACCUAAAAGUAGCACGAGUGGGGAUACAUUCGAGGAGACUGCCAGAUCGAUGAACAGGCUGCUAGCAAGUGCUGGUGGAGAAGGACCCUGGACGUUAAGAACGAAUUGAAACUUGAGUUUUCCCUUGAUAAAAACCACCUUUUUGAAGCAUGAAGAUAACUACCUUUUUGACUGUCCCACAUUUAUUUUUGACUGCUCGUGAUCGUGUGUGGAUUUUUACGGGGAGAAGUUGCAGUAGGGUUAUCUAUAAUUAUAUAUAAAUAAUGACGAUACCGCCGCCGCCUGCUGACUUAGAGACUUGACUGAAGUCCUCUUUACAUUCUUACUCCUUCGAAAUACUGAUCUUAGAAAGUCCUAGGUCCAUCUUAUUAUAAAUCAUGACUAGUGCUGCGAGAUCAUCACGAAGUCGACGUGGAUAACUAGUAGAAGUAGCCGGUGCUGUUUUCACAGACCACUUCUAGACUGAAACAUAUGUUCACUACUUAUGUGACUUCUAUGACCACUUCUAGAGGGGACUGAAACAUAUGUUCACUACUUAUGUGACUAUUGAUCACCUCGAGCAAAUUGACUAUCACUUGUCUAAAAAACGACGAGAAAAAAGAUGAAUCCGGAGAAGUUAUACCUAGUAACGCUACGGCUACACCAGCACAUCAUCCACAACUACUACAUCAACAAGGAGCUUCUUCAUGCGGUUGUGCCUCAGAAGUUGGCCAGAAUAAUGAUCAGCAGAAAGACCAAGAUGAACCAGCAUCUGCUACUUUAGAACCAGCAUCUACUUCAUUACCUCCCAAUCUCAUACCCAUACCCUGUAGUUCAAGUUCUCCUGGCGUCCCUCGUUUUGUCGAGAUAACGUUUAAACCGACGUCUCCAGUGUGUAGUCUGGCAACUUUGAUCGGCCUCGCGAUCAUGCACAAGAUGAAGGUCGAAAUACCUACAGACUGCGGCUAUCCGAAAUUCCAGAUCAAAAUUUUGGAGUUAUGCAGCUCAGGUUCAUCUUGAGACAUAAUAUUUAGUAGAUGGAAAUGGAAUGCAACUCAUGACGUUCUUGAGACAUUAUUAUAUUUAGCACAUUUAUAGUAUCUACAUUUACCUCGUCUUGCUAGGCACAUGCAUACAUACAUUUAUACAUACAUACAUACAUUUAUACAUUUAUACAUACAUACAUACAUUUAUACAUUUAUACAUACAUACAUACAUACAUACAUACAGAUACAUACAGUACAUACAGCAUAAGGGAGAGGAAUUGUUCCCCAUUCCAAUGGGACGAAUGGAAGACAAUUCUAGUCCUUGGUUCCCUUCCAUUUCUAAGCGUCGUUUCCUUAUAAAUUCCUCUACAACCAGCAGUAGAGUUAUCGUCCUACUUGUUUUAUAAAUAUCCAUUGCUAAUCCUAGUACACCUACUUGGAGGUUCAUUAUCUUCUCCUUAGAGAAAUUAUAGAUACUCCUUGCUGGUUCCCAGUAAUGGGAAUUUCCAUGAUUUCUAAUCGUCGGUUCCCAUCAGCAAGGUGAUGCAGUGACGAAGCAGUUGAAUGAUAAGGAGAGGAGGUAUGCAGCCAUGGAAAACCCUGACAUUGCAAGGGCCAUAAGAGAAGCUUGUAAAAUGGAGGGGGACUAUGAUGAAUGAAAAUAGGGAAGAUCCGCAACCCUGACAUUGCAAGGGCCAUAAGAGAAGCUUGUAAAAUGGAGUAUGAUGAAUGAAGAUAGGGAAGAUCCGCUGCCAUCAAAGAAGGAGAAGCUACGUCGUGAGCCAUCAACAGAAGCUAUCAAUCCCUCUCCUCUACUUUUUUCCAAGUCAAUGGCCAUAGGGAUAGGGUCAACGUGGAGGUGGAUGUGAGUCUAGUAUGAAUUCUGGUGCAAGAAUAAAGACUGGGCACAAGAGGAGCUUAUAGUCUGAUAAAGAUACCCCAGCACAGGCAGGAUCCGGCGUCCUUGGUUGACUGCCUUCUCCAUUCCCGAAAUGAACCCUGCUCCACAUCAAACACCCAGACGUGUUGGAGUUGAACUUGGUAUCAUGGAUGCUAGUUUGUUCCUUGUUCGUGUUGGUAAAUUCAUUAUCUGACCUCGCCUCGUCUCCUAAUAUAUAGAAAGCACAUGAUGAAGUCCAAAGGCUAAAUACUGCCAAAACAAACAACACCGCUAGAAGUAUAGGUACAAUCAUUGCCAUUAUCCUCUGAAACAAUCUGUGGAGCAGAUACAUGUCCGGCAACAUUCUGUACAAGAACUCUGUUGCAAGCAAAACUUGUAUUCUGUGAGGACUACAGUCAACGAA